Messenger RNA from Peronospora belbahrii, 333 nucleotides. Lineage: Eukaryota; Oomycota; Peronosporomycetes; Peronosporales; Peronosporaceae. The record is from the annotation of a GenBank genome assembly.
AUGGAAGCGCUUCAGGACAAGAAAAUUAAGUUUUUUUCCAUGGAAAAUAUGAAAAAGAAUGAAAAAACAAUUGAAUAUGUGCACACAUCGAUGUGUGUUAUUGCUGGUUGUAUUGCUGGUAUCACAGGCAUGACGGGGCUGCAAGGGUUUGCAUUUCUUGCAAUCGCCUACGUAUUCACGGCUCUAGCGCUUUGGGUGUUUAAGCUUGGAAUGAAUGUUCAUGUGUAUUUCAACACAAGUGUCAUCUCCUUUAUCUUUGCAGGUGUCAUGUCUCAAGCACUAUCGUUUAUCCUCUUUUGGACGCUAUCGUAUGGACUUGUACAUAUCUAUUGA